This is a messenger RNA of Sinocyclocheilus grahami, 2895 nucleotides long. RefSeq names its product trafficking kinesin-binding protein 1-like. The record is from RefSeq and is a predicted model, not a curated record. The coding region runs from base 1 to 2274 and encodes 757 amino acids. Gene Ontology annotation, cellular component: dendrite; mitochondrion; cytoplasmic vesicle. The transcript has 12 exons. Gene Ontology annotation, molecular function: GABA receptor binding; myosin binding. NCBI's taxonomy places the organism in Eukaryota, Metazoa, Chordata, Actinopteri, Cypriniformes, Cyprinidae. Gene Ontology annotation, biological process: neurogenesis; vesicle transport along microtubule; anterograde axonal transport of mitochondrion.
AUGGCAUUUACUCUUGAUCACUCUAAUGAGGAGUACUUUGAGUUUGACUCCUCUUCAGAGAUCCUGGAAAUAUCUACCUCGUCUUACAUUAGCUCAAACAGUGCUGAUGAUGAGGAUAAUGAGGAAGAUGCAAAGCCGUAUACCCUGGAGGAAGGUACAAAAGAGCGGGAUUUGGAGUUGGCAGCUCGUAUUGGCCAGUCCCUGCUGAAAAAGAACAAAACCCUCAGCGAGAGGAACACCUUCCUGGAGGAGCAGGUGGAGCACAUACGAGAAGAGGUGUCUCAGGUGCGUCACGAUCUGUCGAUGAAGGAGGAACUCCUGCAGUUCUACACAAGUGCAGCUGAGGAGAGUGAUGGAGAGUCUGCUUCUAGCACACCUAUUCGCAGAAAUGACUCGUCUUUUACAGUCCCGAAUUACCUCCCUCUAGAUUCACUACAGAAGAAACUCUUUGACCUGGAGGAAGAGAACAUCGUCCUGCGAUCAGAGAAAAAAGCCAAAUCUUAUGCACUAGAAAAUGAAGAGCUCACCCAGCACCUGGGAGCUGCUAAAGAUGCCCAAAGAGCACUAACAGCAGAGCUGAGGGAGCUGGAGGAUAAGUAUGCUGAAUGUAUGGAGAUGCUUCAUGAAGCUCAGGAGGAACUGAAGAACUUCAGGAAUAAAACGCUGCCUCUAAGUACACCGCGACGAUUCCACUCACUCGGCCUCUUCCCCAUGGACUCUUUAGCUGCUGAAAUUGAAGGCUCCAUGAGAAAAGAGAUUCAGAUGUCUGAUCCAGACGUAGAGGAACAAAGGUUGCACCCUAAACGUGUCUUUGAGACAGUGCGUAACAUCAACCAGACUGUUCGGCUGUGCUCCAUGGGCCCGUCCCCCAUGAACAUCCCAGGGUCCAAUCAAACAUCCUGUACGAAUUCCAGGCGUUCUAGUUGUCUGAGCACACCCCGUUCGAGCAUGUACGGAGGGGACGGUGUUGAAAUGGACAACCGCACUAACAGUAUGCUGAUGGAAACCCAGUCACAUCAGGACGGCUCUGAUGACUCCAACAGAAAGCCUGGCACGCCUGGCACACCCGGCUCUCGUGACCUGGAGGCGGCACUGCGUCGUCUUUCCCUUCGACGGGACAACUACAUUAGCGAGCGGCGUUUCUUUGAGGAGGAGAGAGAGCGUAAACUCAAUGCCCUGGCAGAAGAGAAGAGCGAAUUAUACGAGGAGAGAGAUGGUGGGAGUGGCAGUGAAGACGGCAGCCCCCUCACUCCGGCAGACAGCAUCAUGUCUCUGGGCACCCUGCACUCGGUUUACUCCAUCUACAGCAUUACUGAUAAGCAGGAAGAGCAGCUCAGAGAAAAUGGAGGGACCCCUGGAGUGGGGUCAGAUCGAAUGGAGGCUGUAGAGAAGGAGGUCUUAUCUGUUCAUUUCCCUGGUAAAUGUAUGUCUCACACCAGCUCCACAUACACCUUCACCACCUGCAGGAUCCUGCAUCCUACAGAUGAACUCACCAGAGUCACACCCAGUCUUUUGUCAGGUCCAUCACCGGCUUCCUGUGUGAUGUCCAACAGCAGUCUGCGCUCAACCCCUGUGUCCACUCCCUGCACGCCUCGUCGCCUCAGCCUGGCGGAGAGUUUCACCAACCUCCGCGACUCAACCAAGACCACCAGUACCUCCCUGGGACUAGUACGCCUCCUACAGGAGAGAGGCAUAUCUGCUGCUGUCUAUAACCCUCUCAGUUGGGACCGGGCGGAUCGAGCCCCUCCACCAGACCCCUGUUCCUCACACACUGCCACCCCCACGCACACCGGCCCAGACACGCUCCCCUCCACCCCUCCAAACUCCCCCAGCAAAUCCAAACCCACCAGUCCUGUGUUCCCUGUAGACUACAGCCCCUCAGACCCCCCCUACGAAACCUUUCUGGCUUCACGGCCAGCCAGCUCAAUUCUGAAGGAAGUGCGGGAGGCAGACGAAAGGGCUCGGAAAGACACACCGUGUCAGAGUGAAGUCAGUGUGCAGAACUUGAGACUUGUGGACAAGGUGAAGAAGUUUAGCCUGGCUCCCAGAAAUUUGACCCCAGGGAUGGGAAGGCCGGCACCGCCAUUUGGGGCCCACACUGUUGUAACUUCCCCUAUAGGAGGACUGCAAGUGCUGAACUCAGGGAUGAGAAGAAACCGCAGUUACCCAGCUAUGGUUGGGGCUAGUAUGGCUAUGAAGGGCCCGGGGCCUUCCAGUGAGGACCUGAUGUUGGCCCCUGGGCCACCCAGACAAACUAGCCUCAAUGAAAAGUGAAUGUUGCCUCUCUGUCGUCCCCUUUUGCCUUUCAUUUAUUUGUAAUUUGAAUUGAUACAGUAUAUCAUCCCUGCGACAACUCGAGUGCCUGUUAUUAAGAUGAUAUUUGUAUAGAUUAUUUUGUUAUAACAAUUGCUAUAACAACCUAUUUUGUCUCUGUCCAUCUGACCAACAUAUACAGAACAAUUCAUUCAGCAUCGUCUCAUAUCUUGGUAUAUUCCAAGCUUGUGUGGAAAAAAAAAAAAAAAAAAGGAAUUUGCACUUGCUAACUGCGAGAAAAUGUAGCAUAUGAAGAGAGCAGAAAAUUCAUGCCCCAAAAUUACUUUGUUUAAGCACUUUUUGAAUUUCAAAUCUACUCGAGGAUAAGCAAGAAAGUGUCUUUUUUGUUGUUGUUGUAAAUCUGGUCUUCCCAUGUGACAUUUCAAAAUUGGUUCAUUUCGUGAUGCUAGCAAGAGCACAGAUAGCACCUUAAUGCUAAUGGUAGCCUAGACAAUUAAGUUAUGUCAUUUAUUAUUGAUUUUUAGGUCAGAAUUAACUUUUUAAUGGCCAUGUUGUAGUGCUUUAAAUCAGCCCCUAUAGUGUGCCGAAAAUCUGUAAAACAUGCUUUUAUUAGUACAAAUA